CGUUUUCUUUUUUUUUUUUUCUUUUUUAUCUACAUUAUAUUGAAAGGUUUCACUAUUGCAAACAUUUUAAUAGAUACUUAUUAUUUUUUAACAUCUUAACAGAUACUCUGACCCGUAACUACCGUAAAAUGCUUCGAGCGGAAGUAGACGCCUUUCGCGCAUGCGUGGUACCGAUCGGGUUUCCGGUACGGAUCGGGUAGCGACAAGAAGCUAUGGUGGUUAGCCACAUUAGCUCUUUGCUAUUUUGGUGUGUGAAAUUACUAUUUUGAGCCUCUAGGAGACGUUAUUAGUAAAAAUAAUAAUAAUAAUAAUAAUAAGAAGAAGAAGACUAAAUGCUGCUGAAGAAAUGUUUCUACCAUGCGGAAGAUAUUAUUCUCUUCCUCAACAACAUGAUGUUACACAGGUGGUGGUGGUGGUGGUUAAAGAAGAAGCUCCUGAAGGACUGAGUGCUGAUGUGGACCAGCAGGACCCAGAACACCAUAUAAAGGAGGAAGAGGAGGAACACUGGACCAGUCUUGAUAGAGAUCAGUUCCAUUUGAAGGAGGAGAUGGAUGCCUCCAGGUUCCCAUUCACUGCAGUUUCUAUAAAGAGUGAGAAUAAUGAAGAGAAACCUGUGUUCUUACAGCUUCAUCAGCAGCAAAUAGAAGACAGAGAUGUUCCAACCAGCAGCUUAGCUGACCAGAUGACAACAGAGACGGGUGGAAUAGCAGAAAGUAGCAGGAACCCAGAUCUAAGUCGUUAUGAACACACAUCUGAUUCUUCAGAGACUGAAGUUAGUGGAGAGGAUGAGGAUGUGAAUCUAGAGCCUGAACUGUCAGAAUCUGAGUCUAAAACUGGAGACAGAGACAAUGACUGGAAUAAGAGUAGAUCUUUUGAGUCAGAUGUUGAGACUGAGCAGACAGAGCAAAAACCAUUUAGUUGUGAUGUCUGUAGGAAAAGAUUUGAUAAAAAUCUAAUUUAAAAACACACACUAGACUUCACACAGGACAGAAACUUUUUGUUUGUGAGCACUGUGGACAAAGAUUUAGCCAAAAGGCAAAUUUAAACACUCACAUGAGUGUCCACACAGGACAGAAGCCUUUUGCGUGUGAGUUCUGUGGACAGAGAUUUAGCCGAAAGGCCCAUUUAAACACUCACAUGAGUGUCCACACAGGUCAUAAACCUUUUGCUUGUGAGUUCUGUGGACAAAGGUUUAGCGAUAAGACAACUUCAAAGAGGCAUGUGAGAGUCCAUACGGGACAGAGGCCUUUUGCUUGUGAACUCUGUGGACAAAGAUUUAGCAUUAAUUCAACUUUACACCGUCACAUGAGAGUUCACACAGGACAGAAGCCUUUUCCCUGUGAGCUGUGUGGACAAGGAUUUAGCCAAAAGACACAUUUAAACAGACACAUGACAGUCCACACAGGACAUAAACCUUUUGCUUGUGAGCUCUGUGGACAAAGAUUUCGCCAGAAGACAACUUUAAACAAUCACUUGAGAGUCCACACAGGACAGAAACCUUUUGCCUGUGAGAUCUGUGGACAAAGAUUUAGCCAGAAGACAACUUUUAAUAGUCACAUGAGGGUCCACACAGGACAGAAACCUUUUUCCUGUGAGCUCUGUGGACAACAAUUUAGCCGAAAGACAUAUUUAAAUAGGCACAUGAGAGUCCACACAGGACACAAAGAACCAAUUUAAAGACCAAGUUCACUUGGGUUUUCCAUUGCAUUUACAGUGGUUUCCAGUAUAAAUGAAUGCCUUGUGAGUCGAUCUCUGUGGAAAAAAAUCUCACGCUCAUGUUUCAGGACGUAAAACUUAACCGGAGGUGAGGGGAGCAGAAAAUGGCAGGAUUUGGAGUCCUGCUAUCUGUCCUCAGAUUUGCUAGCAGCAGUGCAACUCUACCCUGCAAGACAUGAGCCCAUGAAUGAAAAUUUACAUUGUGAUGUUAAUCUGUGCGGCUUCUUCAAACCCAAGCGUUUACCCCUUUAUUUUCUAUUGACGCCUAAUGGGCUCGACACACGGGAGGCAGCAUCACCUGGGCUGCACAUGGGCUGCAUGGUGGCGCAGCUGUUAGCACUGUUGCCUUGCAGCAAGAAGGUUGCAGGUUUGAAUCUCGGCUGCAUCUUUUCUGCGUGGAGUUGCAACUUCCCUCCAUGCAUACAUGGGUUUCCUCCGGGUACACCGAUUUUCCCCACAGAUCACAACAUGCCCUAUAGAUCAACAACUGUAAGUGUCUUUGGCUAAAAGUGUCUGCCAAAUAAAUAAACAUCACCUCUCCUCCAUUAA
This is a messenger RNA of Nothobranchius furzeri (turquoise killifish), 2265 nucleotides long. RefSeq lists its product as uncharacterized. NCBI's taxonomy places the organism in Eukaryota, Metazoa, Chordata, Actinopteri, Cyprinodontiformes, Nothobranchiidae. The record is from RefSeq and is a predicted model, not a curated record.